AUUUAGAUCUAUAGGAUGGGUGGUGAUCAAGCUCAGGCGCUCUUAGGUGAAUAAGUAUUUAUUGUCGCAUUCAGGGGAAAAAGGCUGGUCACCUGUGCGUGAAUGAGGAUGUGACCUUGAAAGGCAUUGAGCCUCGGGGGGUGAAUUUUCCAGCCUAAUCCCUAGCCUGAUUAACCAUUAGCCGGGGAUCAUGAUUCAAAUGUGGAAUGAGCCCCCAGGCUGGGAUUCCCAUGAUUUGUCGUUGUCCAUUGGCUCAGAAUCCAAUAUAAAAUGGCGACUCGGGCCUGUUCAAGGUUGAGUGACAAACCUAUCUUUCCGUUGCGAAGAAAUCAUUCGGCCCCGUUUGUUAUGUGUGACGUCAUAAGAGUGCGAAUGUGCGAUUCAUGCCAAAUUAGAAGUCCAUCUAUUGAGUGGGGCAGGUUCCAUGCGUCUUUCCGGAUUGUGUGCCCUCGGGUCCAUUGGACUUUGAUUCGCUCUGUUAGCAGUCAGGUCAAGCCCAAAUCUCUCUCGAUCAAACAGACAUCCAGACAAUUGCUCAGCCACCCAGUCAGCCAAACAAACAAGCCACGGGAUCAGCAGCGACUAAAACAGUUUGAAUGGAAUUGAAGAACACCAAACUCUACCGGCAUUGAAUCGAUAUGACUGGAACGGACGGAACAAAGGCACAAGUGUUCGUUUUGUAGAAAUGGCAGUUGUCCAGAGGUGACUUUUGGAUACAGACUUGGAACGCUUGGAACACACCAUGGCUCAAGACACGUUACACCUGCCUAGAGCAUUGGGCGGAUCCAAUUAUGGAUCCGACGUGGAUGAAGACGAUGACCGCGCUGAGAUGGGAUACCAACAGACGCUCAUGUACGGACGGUAUUCGAAGACCCUCGGAGAAUACGCCAAAGAUCAGGCCAAGCUGCAGGCCAAACGUCAGAGGUUCGAUGAGAGAAGGCGGAAGAAGGAAUCGGCCAAGCGGGUUCGGGAACUCACCGGCGACAAGAAACGAGGCUCGUGCUACAGUAGUGUGGCCCGAUUCGUCACUUGGUUUUGGAAGAACACCUUCGCCAAGAUUGGCGAGGAUUGGGUGUUCCUGGCCGCUCUGGGCAUCAUUAUGGCCGUUGUGUCGUUUAUCAUGGACUACGGGAUCUCCAAGUGCAAUAAGUCACGGCUAUGGCUGUAUCGCUACUUGGGCGAUCAUGUGAUCCUCCAGUUUGUGGCCUGGACGGGCCUGCCCGUGUUUCUAAUUCUGUUCGCAGCAGGAUUUGUGAAUGUCAUGUCCCCGCAAGCCAUUGGAUCCGGUAUUCCGGAAAUGAAAACCAUUCUUCGGGGAGUUGUGCUCAAAGAGUACUUGUCUGGGAAGACCCUUAUUGCCAAAGCUGUUGGUCUCACAGCCACCCUAGGGAGUGGUAUGCCGUUGGGGAAAGAGGGUCCAUUCGUCCACAUUGCCAGUAUCGUGGCCACAUCCUUGAGUAAACUGGUAACCUCAUUCCAGGGUAUCUAUGCCAAUGAGUCCAGAAACAGUGAAAUGCUGGCGGCGGCCUGUGCAGUAGGGGUGGCCUGCUGUUUCGGUUCGCCCAUCGGAGGUGUGCUCUUCAGCAUUGAGGUCACCUCCGUUUACUUCGCUGUGCGCAACUAUUGGCGAGGCUUCUUCUCUGCUGUGUGUGGGGCCAUGACCUUUCGACUGAUCGCCAUCUGGUUUGACAAGGAGGACACGAUCGUGGCUGUGUUUCCCACAGGAUUCGACCCUUCGUUCCCCUACGACCCCCAAGAGUUAUUCGUGUAUUCCGUGAUUGGGGUGGUCUGUGGCUUAGGGGGUUCACUAUACGUAUAUUUACACAGACGUUAUGUCCUGUGGAUGCGAGGGAACAAAAAGUUGACAAAAUUCUUACAAAAGAAUCGCUUCAUCUACCCCUUUUUCAUUGCCUUUAUGAUCACAGCCAUCACGUUCCCGCCAUUUUUGGGUCAGUUCCAGGCCGCUGAUGUGUCCACUCACGAUCAAGUGCACAUCCUGUUCUCCAAUUACACGUGGAGUAAGAACCCUGACGAAAUGUCGGUGGACGAGUGGGACCAUGUUAAACAUUGGUUGACACCGUACACUGGAAUCUUCAUGAAUUUGGUCAUCUAUAUCAUCUCAACAUUCUUCUUGAGCAUCUUGGCCGCCACUUUGCCCGUGCCCACUGGUGUCCUCAUUCCAGCCUUUAAAGUGGGUGCGGCAUUUGGUCGUCUCAUGGGAGAGGCCAUGCAUGUCUGGUUUCCUGAAGGUGUUCGAUAUGGUGGUGUCAUAUCUUAUGUCGUUCCUGGAGGCUAUGCAACCGUGGGGGCGGCGGCCUUUUCUGGGGCUGUGACCCAUACCAUAUCCAUUAGUGUGAUCGUUUUCGAGAUGACCGGUCAAAUCACACAUUGCAUUCCCGUGUUGAUUGCCGUUUUGAUUGCCAAUGCCAUUGCGUCAUUGCUUCAACCUUCAUGUUACGACAGCAUUAUCAUGAUCAAAAAACUGCCUUACCUUCCGGACAUUCUGCCUUCAGGCUCAAACGCCUACAACUUGACGGUGGAUGACUUCAUGUUGCGAGACAUCAAGUACAUUUGGUAUGGAAUGACCUACAAGGAUUUGCGCGCCAUUCUGAAAGAGAAUCGCAAACUCAAAGGCUUCCCUUUGGUCGACAAUCCCAAGCAAAUGAUUCUCUUGGGCUCGAUUCAAAGGACCGAAUUGAUUGCAGCCAUCGAGACCAAUAUCGCCAAAGACAAGCGUAUGCGUGUGGCGGCCUUAAGGUACGACGAGCAACUUCAUAAGUGGAAGAACACAGCGCUAAAGCGGAGGGAUGAUGAGCACAGAAGAGCCCAAGCCAACAUCGACCAAGAGGUCCAAAAGCCGAAGACCUCAGAUGCCAAACCUAAACCUCAACGGAGGCCCUCUCGUUUUGAGGUGACCACGGAAGGUGGCAGUGUGUUUGUACCUGAUUCCAAGGCAGGAAUUCCAGAAGUGAAGGAAACGGUCUCACCAGUGAAGGCCUUUGGGUCCAACCUCGACCCCAACUCACCCGCCAUGAGGGCGCUUCAACAGCUCAGUGCCAAGCCCAAGAAAUCGAUUCUGAAAAAGAGCAACUCGUACACCAUUCAUGCCUUUGGCCUCCCAGGAAUGCCCGACACGCGAGGUCGAACGUCGACUCUUCCGCACGACAGACGUGACAACCUGGAUGAACCGAGUAACGACACCAACUAUCAAACGGUGACCGGGGCGGAGAAUCGGUUCAAGAAAUCUUUGGGCAACAUACAAAACCUCUUUAAACGUCCCAGUCAGUUAAAUAUUAUGGGCAGCCGGUUGGGUGACAUUGGCGGUGGUGGGUUCCAAGGUAAGACGCCCAGCUACAUGAUGGACAUGAGUCUGGAGGAGCAGAGAAAAUGGGAGGAGGAGCAAAUGCUGGCCCCGGUCAAGUUUGAGGAGAUCCACAUCGACGCGGCUCCGUUCCAGUUGGUGGAAAAGACCACUCUCCUUAAGGUCCACUCUUUGUUCUCCAUGUUGGGGGUGAAUCAUGCCUACGUCACCGUCAUUGGCAAACUGAUUGGUGUGGUUGGGCUGAAAGAACUUCGUAAAGCUAUUGAAGACGCCAAUUCGGGUCAAUCAGCCUUGGCCAAUCCUGCCACACCCAUGGCCAAAGCGAACCCAGUGAAUAAUCCGAAUAGCCAACGGACCGUGGACUCCAUGGAGUCGGCUUUUUCACGAGACGACCUCGAGGAAGCGUCUGAUGAUGAGCUCCUGAAAAAGUGACCGGACUGACGAGCAACGAAAGACAGGAGGAAGCAAGCAAGUAUCCUCGUGGCUCGCCUUCUUCUUCCUCUUGCUCCUGCCCCAAAUCCUGCUCGUUGACUUAAGGUGAUGGCAACUUGCCACAGAGAGAUGAGAUAAUUCCUUCAACACAUUCCCUAUUUAGAAAAACAUGGGCCUCAAAAUCACAUUCUUUGAUCUCUUGACGCGAGAGAAAGAAGUCGAACUAAUUGUGGACUGGUCCUAAAACCAGCUUGAAAAUAAGUAACAGUAGCAACUACAGCCGCUGCAUCUGAAAAAACUUUGGAGAAGCAACAAGGCAUGAAAAAGUACAGUCAUUGUUGUCUUGGAUUGUCUAGUUUGUUCAAAAGGCAACAGUCCUGAUCAAGAUUAACCAUACUCACUAUUGUUGUUGAUGAUGAUGUUAUUAUUAUUCAAUAUUUUGGGGUUGACCUCCAUGGUUGUCUCAAAAAGGUGCUUCCUGGAAACAGAAGAACGAAAUUAGGUGAUACUCAAUUUGUGAGCAACGAUAUCAAGUAGUGUGUCAAAGUACGUUUGUUCAUGAGCCAAAACAGCAAAAACGAGCGAUAUUUUUUGUUCCGGUAAAUGUGAUAUCGAAUGAGAAACAGCAACCCCCACCUGUGCCAUUACAACGAUAAUAUGGCUGGAACCUGUUCAUGUGAUUUGGUUGUCAUUUUUCGACCAAGGUAUUUGCCAUAUAAGCGACAGCAAUUUCUUCCACUACAAAACCACCACCGUGUGCCUUACUCCUGAACUUCCAACUACUCAAUCAUCAUUUUUGUAAUAUUCCUUUUCUUGUACCUAGUUCAAAUAAAUUCCUUUGAUUACUUCGA
Molecule: messenger RNA, 4605 nt
Organism: Tigriopus californicus
Lineage: Eukaryota; Metazoa; Arthropoda; Copepoda; Harpacticoida; Harpacticidae
Gene: ClC-a
Product: chloride channel protein 2-like
Exons: 2
Coding region: 743-3754 (1003 amino acids)
Biological process (GO): chloride transport; transmembrane transport
Cellular component (GO): membrane
Molecular function (GO): voltage-gated chloride channel activity
Source: RefSeq, a predicted model, not a curated record